CCCCGGGGCCCGCCCUCGCUCCGAGCGGGGCCUCUUAACGCAGGGGCACCGCAGCAGCGCCACUCUGUCAGUCUCCCCAACGUCCGCUGCGCGGUACGCCGCCCAUCCGCCCGCCCUUUACCGGCGCCGGGCCGCCCGCCGCGGACCCGGGGCGGACCAUGCGCCCUCCUAGACCUCCGCCCGCCCGCUGGCUCUGCGUGCUGGUCGGCGCCCUAGCCUGCGCCCUCGGGCCAGCGGGCGGCUGGGAAGUCGGGCUGCAGCAGGAGGAGUGUGACUAUAUGCAGAUGAUCAAGGUACAGCACAACCAGUGCCUGAAGGAGGCCCAGCUGGAGAAUGAAACAACAGGCUGCAGCAAGAUGUGGGACAACCUCACCUGCUGGCCAGCCACCCCUCGGGGCCAGGUGGUCGUCUUGGCCUGCCCUCUCAUCUUUAAACUCUUCUCCCCCAUUCAAGGCCGCAACGUGAGCCGCAGCUGCACCGACGAGGGCUGGACGCCCCUGGAGCCUGGUCCCUACCCCGUUGCCUGUGGCUUGGAUGACAACGCAUCGAGUUUGGAUGAGCAGCAGACAAUGUUCUACAGUUCUGUGAAGACUGGCUACACCGUCGGCUACAGCCUGUCCCUCGCCACCCUCCUUGUCGCCACUGCCAUCCUGAGCCUGUUCAGGAAGCUCCACUGCACGCGGAACUACAUCCACAUCCAUCUCUUCGUAUCCUUCAUCCUGAGGGCCACCGCUGUCUUCAUCAAAGACUUGGCCCUCUUCGACAGCAGGGAGUUGGACCACUGCUCCAAGGGCUCGGUGGGCUGUAAGGCUGCCGUGGUGUUAUUCCAGUACUGUGUCAUGGCCAACUUCUUCUGGCUGCUGGUGGAGGGCCUCUACCUGCACACCCUGCUCGCCGUCUCCUUCUUCUCCGAGAGGAAGUACUUCUGGGGGUACAUAUUCGUCGGCUGGGGGGUGCCCAGCACAUUCACCAUGGUGUGGACCAUCAUCAGAAUCCAUUUUGAGGAUUACGGAUGCUGGGACACCAUCAUCUCCUCACUGUGGUGGAUCAUAAAGGCCCCCAUCCUCGCCUCCAUCUUGGUGAACUUCAUCCUCUUUAUUCGCAUCAUCAGAAUCCUGGUUCACAAACUGCGGGCCCCAGAUGUCGGGAAGAGUGACAGCAGCCCAUACUCGAGGCUGGCCAAGUCCACCCUUCUGCUGAUCCCCCUGUUUGGAGUGCACUACAUCAUGUUUGCCUUCUUCCCCGACAACUUUAAGGCUGAAGUGAAAAUGGUCUUUGAGCUCGUCGUGGGGUCUUUCCAGGGUUUUGUGGUGGCCGUCCUCUACUGCUUCCUCAAUGGCGAGGUGCAGGCAGAGCUGCGGCGGAAGUGGCGGCGCUGGCAUCUGCAGGGCGUCUUGGGUUGGAAACCCAAAUACCAGCACCCGUCAGCAGGCAGCAGCGGGGCCACGUGCAGCACUCAGGUCUCCAUGCUGACCCGCGUCAGCCCCGGCGCGCGCCGCUCCUCCAGCUUCCAGGCCGAAGUCUCCCUGGUCUGACCGCCAGGUGCCCAGGCGGGUGGGCGGCCCCUCCCGUCGGUACCGCCCCCCACCCUGCGCGGCAGCGGGGGCAAAGGCCUGCCAGGCGAGGUCAGCCCCAGCCCUGAGCUCGGAGGCUGCCCGGGCACCCCCAGCUCACUGUCCGGAAGCCCCUGGAGAACGCUGCCCUUGCGCCUGCCUGGGGAGACGAUGGGGGAGAGCUGGGAGCUCCUACCUAGAAGAUGAGGGGUGGAGCUCAGUCUUCAGACUCCGCCCCCAAAGGCCCCCUCCGCCCAUUAAGGGCAAGAAAUCUGCAUACUCUCACCUGAUUCCACGGCCUGGUAGAUCUCGCUACCCAUCCGAGGAGGGCCACCGCCUAUCCCCUGACAAUGCAUGUGGGAACGUGGUGUGAUCUGAGGGGACAAAGGUCUUGCCCCAAAAGGUCACCUGCCACCGCCACCUCGACAGUGCCUGAAGUUCCACCAUUGCUGUCAGUUUCCUUUGGGUUAAGCAUCACCAUUCAGGCAUCUCUCCAAAGACGCGGUCCCCUCCCUCAGUGCCUCCUCAUAGCUGCCAGCUCUUCAAGGUGAAUGAGUUUUUCUGCCUCCGGCAGAUGCGGUUGUAAACGAGGGGUUUUGGUUUGGGGAGGGCAGCUAUCUUCAUAGUCCCCGCUAAAGUGGAGUCAUCCCGGGAUGGCUGGAACAAUUCCAGGAGCUUGCCACCAGCCCUACCAAUCCUUAUGGGCUGUGGGAGCUGCCCCUGGCUGCCUACCUAUGUGCCAACUAUUAGGACCGGGCUCAGAGAUGUACACUCUUGGGCCCCUUAAUCCUCAGAGCAACCCAGCAAGGCGGGCACUACUGUCCCUAUUUCACACUGAGCCUCACAGAGAGCAGGUACCUCAUCUUGUCACACAGACAGCAUUUGAACUCAGAUCUUGCUGAUGGGAAAGUGAAAGCACAGACUCUUAACUGCUGCCUUUUAUAUAUUGUAGCAAGCUGGAUCCUCUUGCUUAUUUGUAUCACCACUGAUAUUGUUAUUACCACCAUCCCGCAAACCCCAUUCCCACCCCACCCUCCCUGGAGUGUGGCUGAGGAGUCCCCCAGCCCAUGUAUCAUCUGGACAAGAGCCUGGUGGCUGUCAUGUCCUGUGUCCGCCCUGCACCCCUGUGGCCACACGGCUUCCUACUCACGCCCCAGCCAGAAGAUCCCCUUGGGACUGCAAACAGGCUUGUGCAACAAUAAACACUGGGUUGGAUU
Molecule: messenger RNA, 2770 nt
Organism: Orcinus orca (killer whale)
Lineage: Eukaryota; Metazoa; Chordata; Mammalia; Artiodactyla; Delphinidae
Gene: VIPR1
Product: vasoactive intestinal peptide receptor 1
Exons: 13
Coding region: 159-1535 (458 amino acids)
Biological process (GO): adenylate cyclase-modulating G protein-coupled receptor signaling pathway; cell surface receptor signaling pathway
Cellular component (GO): plasma membrane
Molecular function (GO): vasoactive intestinal polypeptide receptor activity; peptide hormone binding; G protein-coupled peptide receptor activity
Source: RefSeq, a predicted model, not a curated record